GACAGGAGCAAAAGGACUCCAUGAUUGAGGAGGUGAUGUGGCUGCUUUGCAAGUUAAGUGUCAACAAAAUUCCUCAUAACAUUCCAUGAAAAGCAUACAUUUUUUUAUUCCAAUUCUUCAUCCCUUCACAAAUCACAAACCCUUUAUAUAUCAUUUCAUUUCAUCCCUCUUUCUUUGAUCCAAUUCAUCAAUACCCACUUGAAAAAAAUGGAUCUUGAUGAGUGGGAAAUCCUUCCUAGAGAUGGAUUCAUUGAUUACCACCAUGAAGAAGAAGAGGAACAAGAAGAAGGUGAGAGGAGAUUUUUCAGUAUUUCAAGUCCAAGAAGUGUAUUCAAGAUGAAUCACUUCACUUAUCCUUCACCACCACCACCAAGAACAAGAAGUCCAAGGUUGCUGCCUAACCAACAACUUGUUCCAGUUGAGAUUCAAUUGGAACCCAAAAUUGGUAAGGACCCAGAAGCGGAAUUGAUCAAAGAAGUCACUAAGGUACCUACUGAUACUAGUAUUGUACCCUCUGCAACCACUGAGAAGGUCAAAGAUUCUGACUUGGAUGUGGUUGCUCAAGUUUUCUUCAUGAAAUUGAAGGAAAAUAAAUUUGUCGACAUGAAAACUUACUCCCCUAAGGCCAGUCCUAGGGGGGUCCUGCCUCAAAUUGAUGCUGGUUCAUUCAAUGUUGAGGACAGAAGUGAAACCAUGGAGAGCGUUACUUCUCCAAGGAAAGAAGUUGAGAAUGAUAUGGGGAUGAUGGACAAGAAGAGCGAAAUCGAUGGGGAUAACGGAGAGGAUGUCAAUUGGGAGGAGAACGGUAAUGGUGGAUUGAACAUAUGGAAGUGGAGCUUAAAUGGGAUUGGAGCUAUAUGUUCAUUUGGUGUUGUUGCUGCUACCUUUUGUGUCAUCAUUCUGGGGAGCCAUCAGAGGAACAAACAGCAGGGGCAGAACCAGAAGAUUAGCUUCCAGAUUUACACUACUGAUGACAAGAGGAUCAAGCAAGUGGUUCACCAUGCAACCAAGUGGAAUGAAGCAAUGUCAGCUGUAAGAGGGGUUCCCCUGAACAGAGCUCAAAUAACAACUGGAGGCUACUAUGAUGGUUUUUGAAGUUUUUUCCCCCUGUCAGAUGAUCUGGAUGGUUCAUCAAAGUAAACUCCUGUGAUGGGUUUUUUGUACAUAGGUCUUGAGUAUAUAUAUAUAUAGAUGAUAAUGUGGGAUGUAUUUAUAUAUAGAUUCUGAAUCCUGUUUGUACUUUGUACUGGAAUCUAUGGUGUUUUUAUCUAUUAAUGGUCUUCUUAUGUAAGCUUUGCAUUUUGAUGAUAGAUCCCCAGACUAGAA
Tripterygium wilfordii is the source of this 1326-nucleotide messenger RNA. RefSeq lists its product as uncharacterized. The transcript is spliced from 2 exons. Lineage: Eukaryota; Viridiplantae; Streptophyta; Magnoliopsida; Celastrales; Celastraceae. The record is from RefSeq and is a predicted model, not a curated record. The coding region runs from base 208 to 1095 and encodes 295 amino acids.